UUUCCUCCGAUUCCUAUCCGGAAGAAUCACCCAUCUUCAAGUUUCAGAAAUUCCUUUAUCCUCAGUCCAGUCGGUCUACAUAUUUCCAGUCGACUCAAUAUGUGUACGCGAUCAUCUCUCUUAUACUUGGCCGCUGGAUUUGCCCCUGCGCUUCUUUUUACAGAGAGGCCUUUUACCUGGGAUUUGGUAUUCUGCCUGCUGAUAGGAUGACUUGACUGAACUGUCCCGGGUCGCCCCGAAGCGCUGUCCGAACCAAAAUAAUAUCUGAAUUCCUCCCGCUUCUCAGCAGAUGCUCUUCUGCGCUCCGAGUGCAUUGGAGGCGUCUCUGCAAGUAAAGCUCUAUACAGUGUUUCUACUGACUCCCCAUGAGGCUCUGAAUGGAAGCAGCCAGACCUUUCAAGCUCGAAGCCCGAACCUCCAAGUUGCUGAAUGUGGGCGUCCUGCAAACAUGCGACCGACAAUCACUACCGAGUACUCCUAUCCCUCAGCCUCCGCUGAAUAGAGGAAUGCGCUAUAGGCAGGCACUUCCCAGGACAAUAAGUCAAUCGUCUUACCCCCGAUUCAUCUCAGUGUACAUGUCCGAUCAUCGCUCUCGCACAUCUGACACAUGUUCGCGAGACCCAGGAGGACAUAUUCCUCCGCAGUGGAGGUCUUGUACACCUCUGGUCCGAACGGACCUCUCCUCCCCAAUGGUUUCUGGAGUAGAUCGACUUGUGUUCAGGCUCAUGCCCUGGCAAGCGGUUUAAUGACGAAGGUCCCGAGUCCUCGAUGGUGGUUCGCAAGGGGGGAGACGCUAUCAGGUUAUAUAUUUUCUACGGCCUGAUCGUCUUCUAUUAAUACAAUCCAUCCACACUGGG
Gloeophyllum trabeum ATCC 11539 is the source of this 857-nucleotide messenger RNA. RefSeq lists its product as uncharacterized. The record is from RefSeq and is a predicted model, not a curated record. The transcript has 2 exons. Bases 378 to 746 code for a protein of 122 amino acids. NCBI's taxonomy places the organism in Eukaryota, Fungi, Basidiomycota, Agaricomycetes, Gloeophyllales, Gloeophyllaceae.